AUCGUGCAUAGAAAGCCAUCCGAUCCAUUAGAAGGGCUUCUGGUGCUGUCAACUUGUCCAGCGGAGUACGUAUCUCAGGGCAGGUACACCCAGGAAUGGUGCAAUGCUCUGGACAUUUUGGGCAGCAGUUUCCUUUGGCCCAAGGAGGCAAAGCUAGUCGACUUUUUCAUGCACACUCACAAUGAGACCUUUACCUGGGAUGAGUCAGAGAAGGGGCAGUUUCAGGAGGAGUACUUCAACCUGGUCAUAAUUCCGAUGAUGGAACAUGUCCUGUAG
Messenger RNA from Laetiporus sulphureus 93-53, 276 nucleotides. RefSeq lists its product as uncharacterized. The annotation marks the transcript as partial. The transcript has a single exon. Lineage: Eukaryota; Fungi; Basidiomycota; Agaricomycetes; Polyporales; Laetiporaceae. The record is from RefSeq and is a predicted model, not a curated record.